Messenger RNA from Quercus robur (English oak), 6299 nucleotides. Its product is annotated as disease resistance protein RGA2-like. Gene Ontology annotation, molecular function: protein binding; ADP binding. NCBI's taxonomy places the organism in Eukaryota, Viridiplantae, Streptophyta, Magnoliopsida, Fagales, Fagaceae. The coding region runs from base 1 to 3501 and encodes 1166 amino acids. The record is from RefSeq and is a predicted model, not a curated record. The transcript has 16 exons. Gene Ontology annotation, biological process: defense response to other organism.
AUGGCAGAGGAAAUCGUAAGCAGGGUGAUUUCAUUUGCUACUGAGCUGAUCGGCAAUGCUCGGAGCUGCAAGGAGGAGCUGAGAGGGCUUGGUGAAUCAUUAACCAUGAUUCGAGCUGUUUUGACUGAUGCCGAGAGAAGACAAGUGAGAGAUGAGUCUGUGAAGCUUUGGCUCCAAAAGCUUGAAGAUGUUGCUUAUGAAGCUGACGAUGUGCUGGACGAGUUUAUGUACGAGAAUCUCCGGCAAAAGAUAGAGGUCGAAAACGAAAGGAAGAGAAAGGUAAACUUCCUCGACCCAUUUAUUUUCAGUCUCUCCAUGGCGAAAAAAAUUAAGGCUGUUCAGGAAAAACUAGCAAAAGUACAUGGGUUGGCAAAUGGGUUUGGACUUGCUAGAAUAUUGUCAGUAGAUUCAAAUGUUGAGAUUGUUCCAACUAGAGAGACAGACUCCUUUCUUGAUCAUUCAGAAGUUGUAGGAAGGAAAAGUCAAGUUUCAAAAAUAGUGAGCUUGCUGACUAGUGCAACCAAUCAACAACUCUCCGUCAUUCCUAUAGUCGGCAUGGCUGGUUUGGGAAAGACAACUUUUGCAAAACUAGUGUACAAUCAUGAGCUAGUAAAAAAACAUUUUGAUAAGACAAUGUGGGUAUGUGUCUCUGAUGAUUUUAAUGACAAAAAUAUUUUAAGAGGGAUUCUUGAAUCCCUUACCAAUAACUCAAGUCUUUCAGUAAGUAAGAAUACAGUACUUCAAAACCUUCAAAAAGAGUUGCAGGGGAAAAAAUUUCUUCUAAUUCUUGAUGAUGUAUGGAAUGAAGUUCUACUAAAAUGGGAUACAUUAAGGGAUUGCUUGUUAGGAAUUAUGUCAAAUACUGGAAACAGUAUUAUUGUUACAACCCGUAGUGACAAGGUGGCAGAAAUCAUGGAGACACAUCCCCGGCAUCACUUAGAAAGACUACCUGAUGCAGAAUGCUGGUCCAUAAUCAAGAAAAAAGUAUCUUCAAUUCCAUUAACUCCAGAUUUGGAGGCUAUCGGAUAUGAUAUUGCCAAAAAAUGUGGAGGGGUCCCAUUAGCAGCAAAAGUCCUAGGAGGGACAAUGGCUCGUAAAAAAGUAAAAAAUGAAUGGUUAGCAAUUCAAAACAAUGAAAUUUGGAAUUACCCACAUGUUAGAGAUGAAAUGUUACCAAUAUUAAAAUUGAGCUUUGAUCAUCUGCAAUCACCAUCUCUUAAAAAAUGCUUUGCAUAUUGUUCAAUUUUUCCUAAAGAUUACAUGAUUGCAAAGGAAGAGUUAAUUCAGUUUUGGAUGGCUGAAGGGUUCCUUCAACCAUCUCAAGGAAGUUGUGUGGUAAUGGAGGAUAUUGGUAACAUGUAUUUUGACAUCUUGUUGGCAAAUUCCUUAUUUCAAGAUGAGAAAAAGGAUGAGUUUGAUAAUAUUAUCAUUUGCAAGAUGCAUGAUUUGGUACAUGAUCUUGCACUCUCAGUUUCAAAAUCUGAGACCUUAUUUUUGAAUAAGGAUUUGGAGGGUGACAUCAGUCACACACGAUAUUUAUUUAUUGAAUCUGAUGGUAAAAUUAUACCAAGAAUUCCAUCUUCAAAAGAUGAUGUUAGGAAAUUGCGCACAUUUGUUUCUAAAAAUGUUGUGCUUGGCAACACGUUAUUAAAUUUUAAUUGCUUACGUGUUCUAAAAUUAAAUGGAAACUCUAUAAAAGAAUUGCCAAGUUCAGUUGGCCUUUUAAUACAUUUGAGGCUUCUCAGCGUCGCAAGUUUAUCCAUCAAAGCAUUACCAAAGUCCAUCACCAAACUCUACAAUUUGCAAACUUUAAGAAUCGAAGGUUGCCGAAAUGUCAGAGAGCCUCCUGAAGAUCUAAAACAAUUGAUAAACUUAAGGCAUAUUUAUAUCCCUUAUGGCUUUUAUGAAAAACUUAAGGAUAUAGGGCAAUUGACGUGUCUACAAACAUUGCCAUGUUUUAUUGUGGGUCAAGAUGCAGGUCAUCGGAUCGAGGAAUUGGGAUGCUUAAAUCAACUUAGAGGAAAAUUAAACCUCUGGAAUCUAGGGCAUGUGAGAGAUAGAGAAGAAGCCCGAAGAGCAAAUUUAGAAGAAAAGGCCAAAAUAUACAAGUUGAGAUUUUACUGGACGAGACGGGGAUCGGAAAGAGAAGGCAACCACGAGAAUGAUGAAGAGGUGUUGGAAGGUCUCAAGCCUCACCGACAUUUGAAGAGCUUAGCAAUUGAUGGCUUUGGAGGAAAGAAAUUCCCAUCAUGGAUGUCUCUGCUAUUUGGCAAUUUGAUUGAGAUCGAAUUUGGCAAUUGCAGAAAAUGUGAGGUUCUUCCCACUCUUGGGCUUCUACCCCAUCUUAGGGUUCUUACAAUAAAAGGUAUGGAUGGUGUAAGACGUAUAGGAACUGAGUUUUACAGUAACUAUAAUAAUGGAAGUGAUGGCACUAUAUUGUUCCCAGCUUUGAGAAAACUUGAUUUGAGUAGAAUGCCCAAUCUAGAGGAAUGGACGGAUGUGAUGGAGCCAGCAACAACAACAGGCCUAAUGGUGUUUCCUUGCCUUGAGGAGUUGAGCAUUCAAUUUUGUAACCAACUGAAAAGUGCUCCAUGUUAUUUUUCGAGUCUUAAGAAAUUACUCAUUAGGGACAUGGGUAGCACGACAUUUGAAAACAUUAUCAGCAAGCUUACCACACUCACGUCCCUCGAGGUUUGGAAUAUUUCAGGACUUGCUUGUCUGCCAGAGAAGUUAUUGCAAAAAAAUGCGAGUCUCAUGUCUCUGACGGUAGCGGGAUGGGCCGAUUUGGUGUCCAUCGUGUCACAUGAGGAUGUAUGGGCCUUCUGCACCUCUCUUCGAUCGCUUAAAAUAAAAGUCUGUUGGAAAUUACAAAUACAAGGUGUCCCAUCCCAUCUUCAUCGCUUGGAGAUAUCUGGUUGUGUUAUUCUACCUACUGGGCUACAAUCAUGCACGUCUCUUACCCUACUAGAGAUUCAGCGUUGUGACAGAUUGAAAUCAAUUCCAAAUCUAGGACAAUUGCAUUCUCUUACUCAAUUAAAAAUUAGGUAUUGCGAUAAUCUGAUAUCAAUACCUGAUUUAAGAGGAUUGCAUUCUCUUGUCGAAUUACAAAUUUGUCAUUGUCCUAAAUUGACGAGUCUCCCAAAGGGUUUAGAAUCUCUCACCCGCUUGAAGACUUUGGCGAUUGGCAAGUUUUGUGAGGAGCUGGAUGAUUUCCCGAGUCUCGUUUCUAUCGAACACUUGCACGCAUCCCUGCAACAUUUAGAAUUGAGAGGUUGGCCUAAUCUUAAGUCCAUACCGGACAAUAUUCAAGUCUUGACUGCCCUUGAAAGUCUCUUCAUAUCUCACUUUGAAGCCAUGGAAACUUUGCCUGAGUGGUUGACCAAGCUUUCUUCUCUUCAAAUUCUGGAAAUCUUCCGUUGCUCCAAGUUAAAGGAAAGUUGUGCAAUUGGUGGAAAAGAGCGGUACAGAAUUGCCCAUAUUCCAGAUAUCAGAAUCUAUUAAGCGAACAAGCGAAACGGAUGGUUUCAUACAAGACCUGCAUACUGUACUUAAGUGGAUCAUGGGUUAACAUUUUCUCUCCUCAAGAGGUCCAAUUCCCUUACUAAAGAGAUGUUCUCUGGUGUUAGCCAAGUGGAAGGUUUCUUAAAUUGGUCAAGAAUUUCUUAGAAGUUAUUGCUUAUUGUGGUUGUUGCUAGAGUGGCUAACAAUUGCACACAGUCUAGUGAGGGUGUCAAUUUGAUUCCUAUCUGAUUGGAGUUCAUUAAAAUUUUUACUUAUAGGAUGCAAGGACCUUACUUAUCUCCCUAAAGUGGAUUUCAUGCGUUUGAUCACCAAAUUGCUAUGCCUAUCCAUUCAUAACAGUCUCAAAUUUAAAUAAAUAGAUGUGUUGAGGGCGACGAUACAUCCUGGUCCAAAGAUGGGGAAUGGUUUAAAAAGAGGAAUCUGUUUGAAGUUCACAUAUAUAUUAUUACAACAGUAUGUGUGGUGCUAGUGACAACAUAUAUAUUGUAUUCAGCUGGAAGAACAAUUGACUAAUUCAAUGGAGUUUUGUAGAAGUUCUUUAAAGUUGAAGAGAAGGGAAGAUUCUACUUAGGAGCAACAUAUGGCAAUCAUGAUUCCCUAAAGCUGAUGCAUGUGCUCCCAUACUAUGCCUCACCACAUUAUGCAAUCUAUUAGAUAUUUUAUUGUCCAAGAUUUUCAUCAUUAAAAGGAAGGAUGAGCUGAAGGUAAUGCCCUGGGUUUUCCAAGAUUGUCAUCUAAAACAGAUUGAAUGCUAUGUCAUCCACCUAGUAGCAUCUUGAAGCUCAUGUGAUAUCAGAAAAAGCUGGUGGAAGACUUGGUUCUUGAAUUUCAACCAAGGUCCGCUAAUGCGUGAAAAGGUUUGUUUACUUAAGCUGUCUAACUCUCUUGGAAAGGUUUUGUUAAUUUCUUUUUUAUUGCCCUUCCCCCAACAUAAUAUAAUGCAUGAAAAAUGGAUUUUUUUCCUUUUUAAUUUUUUUUUUAAUAAAUGCUUGCAUAAGUGUCAUGGAUAAAGUUUAAAUUCACACAAAAUGAUUGAUAUUUUCCCAAUAUUAUAUUGUUCUUGAGCUUUAGCCAAUUAUCAGAUUUGCUUUUGUACUUUUAACAAUUGGCCUAGUAAUUGCUCUCUUUUCUUCAAAUCUAGCUUUUCAAUUGUAGUUCAAAGUUCUAGCAUUAUAUUUGUUACCGUUUGUGCAUUCUAAGUUCAGAAAAGCAUACAUAGCAAAGGGAAAAGGGAAAUUAAGGAUCACCUAUGUCAUUUUCAAAAAUGAAAAAUAGACACUUUACAUCAAUUCUAGCCAUCAUGUGCUCUUUUUUGAUGAAAUCCAAGCCAGUGAAAAGAAGGAAUAAGAUAUUUCCUGCUGAACUCAGUCAUGGUGGCAAGGAUAGGAACAAUUAGAUUUCUUCCCCUACUUAUUACAAAUUCCAGGACCUACAAAAUUUUGAGCUUUGUAUCUCUUCAAGAAAUGAAUUCCAGGGACAAGAAUGCCCCUACCUUCCAGUAAAGAUGGAGUGCAAUCCCUCUCUUUGGACAUUGGCAAAUUGACAACAGUGCAGGAGUUUGAUGACUCUGUGUGAGUUAUAUGGAAUUCUUCAAGGUUGCACGCAAAUCAAACAUUAUUUGGGUGGUGACCUAUGCACAAGUUGCUGCCUUGUCUUUUUCAGCAAGCGUCAACUGGAACCAUAACUUGUAUGCAUCUGCAAUUGUUGAUUGGGUAUAUUCGAUAUCACCCUCGACAAUGCAUCAAUCGCCGUGGCAAGGACUUCAACACUUUUCUAGAUUCUGAGAUAUUUGCAGGAAAUUGAGGAGCCCAAUAAGGAAGAACAACUUGUAACUUGAAUUUGAUGCAUUUUUACCUAAGAUCAAGUUAUGGAUUUCAGAUUCUAUGGUCAGUCCACAAACCUUGGAUACUAAAGGAAUCCAUUGUGUUUCCUACAAGUUGGCACCAGUAUGUUGACAACCAACAAUAUAAUUCAUAAUAGUUCAUCCACCUAUCGAAUCUUAUGUUGUUAUCAUGGCCUCAUAGCCAGUGAGUUCAACAUUUUACUGCACAUUGAGUCUUCUCUCUUCAUCAGCCUUGUUGUCCUACUUAAGAGGCCAACUUGUUUGGGUGCCCCAGUUCAUACAAAUGUUUGGAGGAUAUUUCCCUACUGUUAGUAGUUAAGGGGAAAAUUCUAAAGAGCAAGAUGCACAACAGUAGUAGAACUAGAAGGCAUUCUUACAUUGUUUGACCCUCCUGUAUAUGCAUGACCAUGCUGGCUUCUUUGAUUUGAACUUCUGAUAAAUGGGUGAAUUUUUAUUCUUGUGAACGAGUUGGACCAAUUCUGAUAUUGGUUAUACAAAGCGCUAACCAAAAAUAGAAUACACAGGUUCUACUCAGUGUUACACAAGCCAUCAAACAAUAUAGCCACUCCAAACAUGUUCUACUGUCUCACUUUCAGCUUUGACAUCAUCAACCAUCGUUGAAACUUGCUCUGAACUAGAGCUUGUCCUUGGCAAGAAAGAAUUGGAGUUCUCAAGAUUACAUGCCAAGUAUGUGGAUCAUGAUCAAAAGCUUUUACAGUGUUUCUCCCUUUUAUUAAUAUUGAGAAAUUUUUCCUAAGAUGAUUUAGUUUUCAUAGUAGUUCAUUGUAUAUAAAUAACGUUUAUCAGGAACACUUUGUUUUGUACUUGUAAUCAUUUUCAAAUUGUGUUUCCUGUUAGACUAUAAAAGGGCCAAUUAACUCUUUGGCCACCAUGAUUAGACUAAUGAAAGGGUUACAGAUGGAUUUGCAGUUCA